AUUCAGCCGCCCUUCCCGCAGCUGCCAGGCUGGGAACGGGCGGUGUCCGUGGGGCCGCCCCGUUUCCCGGCCGCGCAAACAAGCGGCUCCUUCUCUCUGCCCCGCCAAAGAAAGACCGCUUGUCAGGGGCGGGCGGGCGGCAGCGGCAGGCUCCCAACACUGCGGCCUUGUCCUACGCGGGCGGCCUGGGCAGGAGCAGGCCGAGGGGUGCAAGGGGCCGCUACCUUGCGGAAACCUCCCUCCCUCGGCCCUGCGGACCGCGGAGAGGCACCUUUCCACCACCGGACACCCAAGCAACAGCCCCGGCUCCAUCCGCGCUCUCCCGACUCCCCCUCUCCUCGGGCCGCCCACCUCUCCUCUCUCCCGCCUUUGGGGUCCCGGUCGGCCCCAGCUUCCCUCUCCUUCACCCCAUCUCCCCGCCCGUCAGCCUCCCCUCCGCUGCCCUCGCGCAUCCCCAGUCUUCCUGUCUGUCGUCCCCUCCACUUGAAGACCCGCCUGUCCUUUCUCCCCCGACCCCUCCACCUCUGUGUUCUUCAGUCUCCCUGCAUCCUCUGCCCUCGGUCUUCCCCUCCCCAACUUGCAUUUUUUCCCAUCCCUUAGUCUGCCUUUCAUUUUCCCCUCCACAUCCCGGUGGCUCCCCUUCCCCGCCCAGUCCCUCUGCACACCCCCAUUCAUCUCUGUCAGGUUCAUCCUUAAGUUCUCUCGUCCCCCUCCCGACUCGGGCGUCCCCCGCUGGGCUCCCCGCCUCAGUUUCCUUCCCUUCCUGACUCCUUCCUCUGCCGGCGGCCCUUUCUCGAGGACGGAUGUGCGCCUGGAGGGCGAAGGCGGCGGCCGAGAGGACCCCAGCUCGGCCUGGGGGGCCUCUGGCCACAGCCAUGCACCGCUCGGGCCGAGGCCGAGGCCGACCCCCAGGGACACAGGAGCUCUGGAGCCUUAGGACCAUGGACACUCUCAAUAGGAACCAAAUAGGCCCUGGAUGCAAGACCCAGACCAUGGUGCAGAAAGGACCCUUGGACCUGAUCGAGACAGGCAAAGGGCUGAAAGUGCAAACGGACAAACCCCACCUGGUGAGCCUGGGCAGUGGGCGACUCAGCACAGCCAUCACCCUCCUGCCGCUGGAGGAAGGGAGGACGGUGAUUGGCUCUGCAGCCAGAGACAUCUCACUACAGGGCCCAGGCCUGGCUCCAGAGCACUGCUACAUCGAGAACCUGCGGGGCACCCUCACCCUCUACCCCUGUGGCAAUGCCUGCACUAUUGAUGGGCUCCCUGUCCGGCAGCCUACCCGGCUCACUCAGGGCUGCAUGUUGUGCCUGGGUCAGUCCACCUUCCUUCGCUUUAACCACCCGGCUGAAGCCAAGUGGAUGAAAAGCAUGAUUCCAGCAGGGGGCCGAGCCCCUGGGCCCCCAUACAGCCCUGUUCCUGCAGAAUCAGAAAGUCUGGUAAAUGGGAACCACACCCCACAGACUGCAACACGGGGACCCUCCGCCUGUGCCAGCCACAGUUCCCUGGUGAGCUCUAUUGAGAAGGACCUGCAAGAGAUCAUGGACUCACUGGUGCUAGAGGAGCCUGGAGCUGCUGGCAAGAAGCCUGCCGCAACCUCUCCACUGUCGCCAAUGGCUAAUGGUGGGCGCUACUUGCUGUCUCCCCCAACCAGCCCCGGUGCCAUGUCUGUGGGCUCCAGCUAUGAGAACACCUCUCCAGCCUUCUCUCCACUCUCUUCACCAGCCAGCAGUGGAAGCUGUGCCAGUCACUCACCCAGUGGGCAAGAGCCAGGACCUUCUGUGCCCCCGCUGGUACCUGCCCGUUCCUCCAGCUACCAUCUGGCCCUGCAGCCCCCACAGUCCCGCCCAAGUGGUGCUCGCUCCGAGAGUCCUCGGCUGAGCAGGAAAGGGGGCCAUGAGAGGCCUCCCAGCCCUGGCCUCCGGGGUCUGCUGACAGACAGCCCUGCAGCUACUGUCUUGGCGGAGGCCCGGAGAGCCACUGAGAGCCCCCGGCUGGGUGGGCAGCUGCCUGUGGUGGCCAUCAGCCUGAGUGAAUACCCAGCUUCUGGUGCUCUCAGUCAACCCACCAGCAUUCCUGGCAGCCCCAAGUUUCAGCCUCCAGUCCCUGCUCCCCGAAACAAGAUUGGCACACUCCAGGACCGCCCUCCCAGCCCUUUCCGUGAGCCUCCAGGCAGUGAGCGGGUGCUAACAACCAGCCCCUCACGCCAACUGGUGGGCCGAACAUUUUCAGAUGGGUUAGCCACCCGUACCCUGCAGCCUCCUGAGAGUCCCCGCCUGGGCCGGCGGGGCCUGGACAGUAUGCGAGAACUACCCCCCUUAAGUCCGUCUCUGUCCCGGCGAGCUCUCUCCCCGCUGCCCACCCGGACCACCCCAGAUCCCAAGCUAAGCAGGGAAGUGGCAGAGAGUCCUCGGCCCCGGCGCUGGGCAGCCCAUGGGGCUUCACCAGAGGACUUUUCCCUGACGCUGGGGGCACGGGGCCGUAGGACACGGAGCCCCUCACCCACACUGGGUGAGUCUCUGGCACCCCAGAAGGGCAGCUUCAGUGGCAGGCUGAGCCCAGCCUACAGUCUGGGCUCUCUUACUGGGGCUUCACCCUGCCAGAGUCCCUGUGUCCAGAGGAAGCUCUCCAGCGGGGACUUGCGGGUGCCUGUCACAAGGGAGCGGAAAAAUAGCAUCACAGAGAUCAGUGACAAUGAGGACGACCUCCUGGAGUACCACCGGCGACAGCGCCAAGAGCGGCUCCGGGAGCAGGAGAUGGAGAGGCUGGAACGCCAGCGCCUGGAGACCAUCCUGAACCUGUGUGCCGAAUACAGCCGGGCUGAUGGGGGACCUGAGGCUGGGGAGCUUCCCAGCAUUGGGGAGGCCACCGCAGCAUUGGCACUGGCAGGCCGGAGGCCCUCACGAGGCCUUGCAGGGGCCUCUGGGCGGAGCAGCGAGGAGCCUGGAGUUGCCACCCAACGCCUAUGGGAGAGUAUGGAGCGCUCAGAUGAGGAAAAUCUCAAGGAGGAGUGCAGCAGCACUGAGAGCACCCAGCAGGAGCAUGAAGAUGCACCUAGCACCAAGCUCCAGGGAGAGGUGCUAGCCCUGGAAGAGGAGCGGGCUCAGGUGCUGGGGCGCGUGGAGCAGCUCAAGGUCCGUGUGAAGGAGCUAGAGCAGCAGCUGCAGGAGUCAUCCCGAGAGGCCGAAAUGGAGCGGGCACUGCUGCAGGGAGAGAGGGAGGCAGAGCGGGCACUGCUGCAGAAGGAGCAGAAGGCAGUGGAUCAGCUGCAGGAGAAGCUGGUGGCCUUGGAGACAGGCAUCCAGAAGGAGAGGGACAAGGAGAGGGCGGAGCUGGCCGCGGGACGGAGGCACCUGGAGGCCCGCCAGGCGCUCUACGCCGAGCUCCAGACGCAGCUCGAUAACUGCCCCGAGUCAGUGCGGGAACAGUUACAGGAGCAGCUGAGAAGGGAGGCAGAGGCCCUGGAGACUGAGACAAAGCUCUUUGAGGACUUGGAGUUCCAGCAGUUGGAGCGGGAGAGCCGCGUGGAGGAGGAGCGUGAGCUGGCCGGCCAGGGGCUGCUCCGGAGCAAGGCUGAGCUGCUCCGCAGCAUCGCCAAGAGGAAGGAGCGCCUGGCCAUCUUGGACAGUCAGGCUGGGCAGAUCCGGGCUCAGGCCGUGCAGGAGUCAGAACAUCUGGCCCGGGACAAGAAUGCCUCCUUACAGCUGCUGCAAAAGGAGAAGGAGAAACUGACUGUGCUGGAAAGGAGAUACCACUCACUCACAGGGGGCAGGCCUUUCCCGAAGACCACAUCGACCCUCAAAGAGGCCGAGCUGCUCAUCUCCGAGUCCUCAGAGAUGGGGCUGGGGACUAAGGCUCUGGGCCUUUUCCCAGGGUCUUCUCAGGCUGGGGCCUCCUCUGUCUCUUUAACCCCGCCUGCUUCCACUCUUCUCUGCCCCAAAGCACAAGAGUACGUGAUGCUUGAGCAGCUAAAGGUGAUGCGGGGCACCUCGCCCAUGCCCCCAGCCCCUGUGCCAGGCCUUUCUCCCUGGGCCUCCGCCUCCCGGGACCUGGUUCCCACCACCUGCCUUCCUCCCAUGCUGCCCUCCUCCUCGUUCGCUUCCAUCACGCCUUCACCUAAGAUGGAGAAGCUGCUGCUCCCUGCUGUAGACUUAGAGCAGUGGUACCAGGAGCUGAUGGCCGGGCUGGGGACUGGCCCCGCUGCAGCCUCCCCUCACUCUUCUCCCCCGCCUCUGCCCGCCAAAGCUUCCCGUCAGCUGCAGGUUUACCGCUCCAAGAUGGAUGGCGAGGCCACCAGCCCCCUUCCCCGGACCCGCAGCGGCCCCCUCCCCUCUUCCUCUGGCUCUUCCUCCUCCUCCUCCCAGCUCAGCGUGGCUACCCUGGGGCGUAGCCCCUCCCCAAAGAGCGCUCUACUCACCCAGAAUGGCACGGGCAGCCUUCCUCGCAACCUGGCAGCCACACUGCAGGACAUCGAGACCAAGCGCCAACUAGCUCUGCAGCAGAAGGUCGAGUCGCUUCCCGCCGAGCCCCUCCCAACCGACGACCCAGCAGGACAACAGGUGAUUGAAGAGCAACGGCGGCGACUGGCUGAGCUGAAGCAGAAAGCGGCAGCUGAGGCACAGUGCCAGUGGGAUGCCCUUCACGGGGCAGCCCCCUUCCCAGCGGGCCCCUCGGGCUUCCCGCCUCUCAUGCACCACUCUAUCCUACACCACCUGCCUGCGGGGCGGGACCGUGGGGAGGAGGGUGAGCACGCCUACGAUACGCUGAGUCUGGAGAGCUCUGACAGCAUGGAGACCAGCAUCUCCACCGGGGGCAACUCGGCCUGCUCCCCUGACAACAUGUCCAGUGCGAGUGGUCUGGACAUGGGGAAGAUCGAGGAGAUGGAGAAGAUGCUGAAAGAGGCUCAUGCAGAGAAGAACCGGCUCAUGGAGUCGAGGGAGCGGGAGAUGGAGCUGCGGCGGCAGGCCCUGGAGGAGGAGCGGCGGAGGCGUGAGCAGGUAGAACGGAGGCUGCAGAGUGAGAGUGCCCGAAGGCAGCAGCUGGUCGAGAAGGAGGUCAAGAUGCGGGAGAAACAAUUUUCCCAGGCACGACCCCUGACUCGCUACCUGCCAAUCCGGAAGGAGGACUUUGACCUGAAGACACAUAUUGAGUCAUCAGGCCAUGGUGUUGAUACCUGCCUGCACGUGGUGCUCAGCAGCAAGGUCUGCCGUGGCUACUUGGUCAAGAUGGGCGGCAAGAUUAAAUCAUGGAAGAAGCGCUGGUUUGUCUUCGACCGGCUCAAGCGCACCCUUUCCUAUUAUGUGGACAAGCAUGAGACGAAGCUGAAGGGAGUCAUCUAUUUCCAGGCCAUUGAGGAAGUGUACUACGACCACCUGCGCAGUGCAGCCAAGAAGAGGUUUUUCCGCUUCACUAUGGUGACUGAGAGCCCGAACCCAGCCCUUACCUUCUGCGUAAAGACCCAUGACCGGCUGUACUACAUGGUGGCACCAUCUGCAGAGGCCAUGCGCAUCUGGAUGGAUGUCAUUGUCACAGGGGCUGAGGGCUACACUCAGUUCAUGAACUAACUGCCGUGGGCCUCCUGGCAGAGCACAACUGGGGCUUUUGUAUAAGAAGACUUUAAUAUUCUGUAAGGAGCUUGGUCCUGUGAGUUUUUGGGCUCUGGCCUCCUGAAGAACCAGCCAGAAGAAGAAAAGUGGAGGUGGCUUUGCUGCCUCCUGGGAGCCCAGAACUUGCAGUAACCCUUUAGGGUCCUGCCCCAGGCCCAGCCAGGGCUGAGGAGCUGUCACAGAGAGGGCCUCAGCUCCGACCUGACACCUGCUCUCCCCAGCCUGUUUUCUCUUUUCUAAAAGACAAAUUAUGGUACCAUAAGCUGCCAAAGAUCCCCUCCUGCCUCAGACCCCUUUGCUAGGGGCUUUGGGGGCUGAGCAGAGCCACAUCCAGAGUGGGGUAAUAGCUCAGGCGGCCCGCUUCCCAUUUCUCAAACCCCGCUCUGCCCCAUUGUUCUCCUUUCCCUUAUACUUCUUCUUACCUUGCUCAAGGGCCAGAGAUCUCAAGUGUCAACCUUGAGGUCCCAGCUCCAUCCCCUAGUUGCAGACCCAUCACCAUGGUUACCAUAGUGACUGCUUCAUUGCCAUGGUUACAUACUAAUUGCUGCAGCUCUGUGGCCCAGCCCACUGCUUCAGCUGUGGGCCAUCUAAGGGUACGUGCCAUCAUCUCUCCAGCCCAGGCCCCUGGGCAUCUCAUGCUGGGGGGAAGGGACUGAACACCUUUUUCCUGCCCCCUGCCUGUGUCUUCAGCCCUGAUGCACAGGCUGCCAGCCCCCCAGUCCAGCCCUCUCCCUUCCACUGGUGCCUUGCUUAGAGCCAGAAGGGAUGAAGCCGGGGGAUCUAUGGAACAGAGGAGGAGCGAUGCAGUUGGGAGAGGAAGCUAGAAGGGUUAUGGUUGGAGUUCUGUACAGGGCUAAGUUUCCGACAGGGAAAGAGGAUUCCUCCAAUGCUCCUAGAGGGAAAGCCUGAGCAGGAGAUGAUGCAGCAGAGGGGAAGGGCCCUGUGGUGCCGCCAUCCUUCCUUCAGCCUCCGAAAGGCGAUGGAAAUGGAGAGUGGAGGACCAGGCCUCCAGCUGUCUGGCCUCACUCUUCAUGCCUUAACACUAAGCCCACCUCCCCUGCUCUCCUUACCAGCAUUGAGCCCUUGGUUGCCUGGGCCCAGGCUGGGGGUUUUCAGUAUUUGUAAGCAUUUCAGCAGAACAAUAAAGCCUUUGGACUACG
Nomascus leucogenys (northern white-cheeked gibbon) is the source of this 6766-nucleotide messenger RNA. RefSeq names its product pleckstrin homology like domain family B member 1 (gene PHLDB1). The transcript is spliced from 27 exons. Gene Ontology annotation, biological process: regulation of microtubule cytoskeleton organization. Lineage: Eukaryota; Metazoa; Chordata; Mammalia; Primates; Hylobatidae. Gene Ontology annotation, cellular component: basal cortex. Bases 804 to 5564 code for a protein of 1586 amino acids. Gene Ontology annotation, molecular function: protein binding. The record is from RefSeq and is a predicted model, not a curated record.